GCGACCAACAGCUGCCGCCAGUGGGUAGAUAAGACCGGGACUUGUGUGUCUGUCUGUCCGCAGAAGGGCAGCAUGGUGGCCGCGGAGGACUUCGUCUCACUGGGUGUCUACUCCUUCACCUUCGUACUGGGCCUCCCCUCCAACCUGCUGGUGCUGUUCGUGUACGUGCAGAAGGCCCGCAAGCACGGCGCCACGCCCAGCGUGGUCUACGCGCUCAACCUGUGCAUGGCCAACCUGGCACUGGUGGUCUGGAUGCCGGUCAAGGCGCUGGAGACAGUGCUUCAGGGGUGGGCGCUGCCCGCAGCCAUCUGCCCAAUCUACAGCUUCUUCCUCUUCUCGUCCAUAUAUGGCAGCUGCCUCUUCCUCACGGCGGUGACGGUGGGCCGGUACCUGAGCAUCGCCUUCCCCAUCACCUACAAGCUGCACCGACACGCCCGCCUCUCCUGCGUGAUCAGCGCCAUCUUGUGGGCGCUGGUGCUGCUGCACCUGAGCCUGGGGCUGGUCGUGGAGCAAGGCGGCUACUUCGUGUCGCCGGUGAGCGACGGCAACAGCAGCAGGGGAAGCGGCCUGGCGUGCUUCGAGAACUUCACCGAGACGCAGCUGGAGCUGCUGCUCCCGCUGCGCCUGGAGAUGGCGCUGUUGCUCUUUCUGCUGCCGCUGCUGAUCACGGCGUUCUGCACGCUGCGCUGCGUGGCGCUGGUGGGUCGCUCGAAGCUGCCGGCCGGCGGCAAGCGCCGCGUGCUGGCCAUCGCCUGCUCCACGCUGGCCGUGUUCGUGGUGUGCUACGCGCCCUACAACGCAUCGCACGUGGUGGGCUACGUGCUGAACCAGAGCGUGAGCUGGCGCCGAGAGGCCAUGCUGACCAGCUCGUGCAACAUCUUCCUGGAGCCUAUGGUGAUGCUGAUGCUCUCGACCACCGGGCCCCGGGGUCUCUGUGCCUGUCUGAGAGACGGCGGAGGUGGUGGUGGGGGGGGGACACGACAGAGAUCCAGCCAAACGAACGCCCACCCAACAGGGCCACCCGCAGCUGUGAGGCAGAUGAGUGGGUCUCAGACGGUGGCACAGAGGCCCACAUCCCCAGUUUCACAACCACCUGACCUUACCAGCCCAGAGAAGCCACCAGGGAGGCUCAUGAACAAGCAUCUGCCUUGACUCUGUAUCUCUCAUUUUGGACUUGGUCUUGACUUGGACUCAAACUACUUUUGCUUCGGUCUUGUCUUGGACUCGAUCAUCUUUUGACUCGGUCUUGACUUGGUCUCGACUAGUCCUGGUCUUGGACUUGUCUUAGGGCUCGAUAAAGGUGGUCUUGUCUACAGCUCUGGCUGAAGAGGUGGUGGAGGAACAUGGAAAUCGGCACACUUUCAUGAUGUACCAACUGAAGACUGAGCUCUCACUGACUAUGAUACAGUAACAUCUAACUCAAUAGCCCUGAUGCACUGUUGAGGCAUGCGAAGCUCUCUUCAAAGGAUGGCUGUCACAGGAGAACAUGUUAAAAACAAAGGCAAGUAAAUAA
Molecule: messenger RNA, 1513 nt
Organism: Alosa sapidissima (American shad)
Lineage: Eukaryota; Metazoa; Chordata; Actinopteri; Clupeiformes; Clupeidae
Product: free fatty acid receptor 3
Exons: 2
Coding region: 73-1152 (359 amino acids)
Biological process (GO): positive regulation of insulin secretion; response to fatty acid; positive regulation of calcium ion transport
Cellular component (GO): plasma membrane
Molecular function (GO): bioactive lipid receptor activity
Source: RefSeq, a predicted model, not a curated record